GCCUUGUUUUUAUUUCAGAAGGUAAUGGAUCUGUUCCUGCAUCGUACCCAAAGCCUUCCAAGCAGAUCUGUGUUAUUUAAGCAAACGAGAGAUUAAUAUUCCAUUAGAGAGACACCCUGUUCCGCCCUGAGGCUGAAGCUACCAUGGCUAACAUUGUAGCAGCCUACAAAGAGAAAAUUCAGGAGAUGUCCAUGCUGUCUCUGAUCUGCUCCUGCUUGUACUCCCAGCCACAUCGUAACAGCAUUUACCAAUAUGGAGACAUGGAGGUGAAGCCCAUUAACAAGUGUGCUUCUGGCCAGUACUUUGAGGUCAUACUGAAAGCCCCAACCGACCUGUCCCCAGACUGCCCUCAGCCACUAGCCUCUCCUCCAAAGAAGGACGUCUCCCUCCAUGAGCUGCAGAAGAGGCUGGAGGCCGCAGAGGAGAGGAGAAAGUCCCACGAGGUCCACGUGCUGAAGCAGUUGGCGGAGAGGCGCGAGCACGAGAGGGUGGUGCUCCACAAAGCCCUCGAGGACAACUACAACUUCAGCAAGAUGGCCGAGGAGAAGCUGAGCUACAAGAUGGAGGUUAAUAAGGAGAACAGAGAGGCCCGCUUCAACGCCUUAAAGCAGAAACUCCGCGAAAAGGAAAAGCAUGCAGCUGACGUUCGCCGAAACAAGGAGCUCCAGGCAGAACUGUCCGGCUGAGCAUUCCCUCCAAACGGUUACCGAGAAAGAGUGUUCCGGCUGUCCCAAACUUAGGCAAUUCUGCUGUCCGGAUUCUUUUUUAUUCAAAGCUCAUCACCAAACUCCACAUGUUAAUUUCACAGUCAGGAAAAAGACAGUUCUCAAGAGGUUUGCGGUAAUAUAUUUAAUAUACAUUAAUAUAUUAAUAUACUUAUUUGAUUUUAGUUUUUUUUUCAUCGAAUUGUUCAGUGUUUUUAAGCCAAUAAGUGUCCAUAUACGCUCCUCCACAUUACUUGGCUCAACAUUCAACAUAAAUCAAAUUCAGUCUCUGACUGUGAAAUACACAGCGUCAUUUUACAAGAUAAUAAAGAGUUCGUUGAGGGGUGUGUAGUCCGAGAUAAAAAAGAACUGUAGAAAUUAUCCAGUACUUCAUAAACCAAUAUAACGUAUCACAGUACACGCCAAAGCUAUUAAGCUUCAUUUUAUUUUUGCAAAACAAAAAAGAGUUAUUAGUGAUGUAAUCGGAGCGCAAGUGCAACUACAGUUAACUCUAAUCUAAGGCUUACGUGUCAGUUUUAUCUGAAUAUAUCUGAACUUCAUUGCUGUCUAUUAUAUCUAGGGCACAUAUUGAAGAUGGUCGCUUGAAUUCUUGACCUAAAGCUUCUUCAUCUCCUUGCAAUUGCUUUGUUCAGUGCCAAAAUUACAGUUUAAAACCUGGUAAUUAACACAGGUAAUUGUUGCAUAUCAUUUAUGCUUUAGACGUGCAAUCUGUGCAAAUGUCACUUAGCACACAAUACACCGUACUGCAGGGAAAAAUGUAUUUUUUUGACAAAAAAUAUUCUUUUGUUGGCUUUAGUGGGUACAGGUUUAUAAGUCCCUGGUAACCUUUUUUGAAGGUAAUAAUAUUCCAAAGUAAUACACACUAGAUUACAAAUCUCCAAAGUAUCCAUAGAAAUGAAUGCUUCUAAUGUUACGAAAUCAUACUCUUAAUGCAGUGCGGUUCUUUCCUGUGGCACCAAACGUUUUUUUGGGUUGCCAGCUAACGAUAAGUUAUAUACACAAAAUAUUAAUUAUUACCUGAUCAAUCAACUUCUUCAAAAUCAUUGCAAUUUGACAUUAAUAUAACGUGCUUUAACUAAUGAAUAAUAUUACUCUGCUAGGAUGUUUUACUGUGUGAUGUUAUUCAUAAGUUUUGGUGUUUAAUAGGUAAAUGCUAUUCAUGAAGACUCAGUUUGUAUAUAUCCAUCAUGACAAGGUAGCAUUCUCACUAACAAUGGAAGCUGAAUGGAUCAUUCACUAAAAUACAAAUAUUCUUGUAGAGCACAAACCUAUAUUUUAUGUUCAGUGACACCAAGAAUGGAAACAACUGAGAGCUGAAUUAAAGAGGUGACAGACCUUCUCAGAUGUUUCUCAGCUACCAUUUUGUAUUCAAACACAAAGACAUUAUACAUUUCCUACCAUGCCAGUUCGUAUGGUCUGGAUGUGUUACCAUUCACACAUAGCUUAUCAUUCCCCUUUGCUAGAUGCUAAACCUCUCUGCACUCAGUGUAUUGGCCAAUAUACUGGAUAUUAUUUUGUUAUUCCAAGAUCUUGAAUAAAUGAGGCUAUAAACAGUA
Molecule: messenger RNA, 2281 nt
Organism: Brienomyrus brachyistius
Lineage: Eukaryota; Metazoa; Chordata; Actinopteri; Osteoglossiformes; Mormyridae
Gene: stmn3
Product: stathmin-like 3
Exons: 6
Coding region: 144-686 (180 amino acids)
Biological process (GO): microtubule depolymerization; neuron projection development; regulation of microtubule polymerization or depolymerization
Cellular component (GO): neuron projection; cytoplasm
Molecular function (GO): tubulin binding
Source: RefSeq, a predicted model, not a curated record